Messenger RNA from Oreochromis niloticus (Nile tilapia), 1724 nucleotides. RefSeq lists its product as uncharacterized. The coding region runs from base 61 to 921 and encodes 286 amino acids. The transcript is spliced from 7 exons. Gene Ontology annotation, molecular function: protein tyrosine kinase binding; MHC class II protein binding. Gene Ontology annotation, cellular component: membrane raft; external side of plasma membrane. The record is from RefSeq and is a predicted model, not a curated record. Gene Ontology annotation, biological process: positive regulation of ERK1 and ERK2 cascade; T cell activation; interleukin-15-mediated signaling pathway. Lineage: Eukaryota; Metazoa; Chordata; Actinopteri; Cichliformes; Cichlidae.
UGUAUGUAUAUUAAAAGUGCUUCUAAUAGAAGAAACAAAAGAAAGAGACAGUGAGAAACAAUGAUUGCAGUCUUUGUAUUUUUGAUACCAGCACUUUGGUUUACAGGAGCACAGGGUGCAGUGAGUUUUUGGCCCUUAGCUGUCAGAGAUGGAGAUGAAGUCACUUUGCCUUGUUCCAAUUACUGCGGUAACAGUGUCACCUGGCACUUCAGGGGGUUAAGACCAGGAGCAGAAGAAGCAGAGCUGUUUAAUCAAGGUCAAGAAAAAGCCACAUCAGACCGACUGAGUGUGGACACAAACUGUUCUGUGGUUAUACACAAGGUAACAGUUGAGGAUGCUGGUUAUUACACCUGCAGGGUGGCUGACAAAACAGGGAGAACUCCUGGUUUUGUUCUUGACAUCGACCUUGCUGUUGUUGUCAUGACUGAAAAGAAGUAUGGAGAUACAGUGACUUUGAACUGCUCUGUGUUGUCUGAAAAUUGUGAACACACAGAAGUGAAGUUGACCCACAUCAUAGGCAUCAAUAUGUAUAAUUCAUUUAUGAAAACAUCACUGACUUUAUGCUCUUCUUCUGUGACCAUUCUGAAUACUAACUGCAGCCACAUAUCAAGUUAUGACUUUGUAUGUGAUGUUACAAUAUAUUACAGCAACCUGGCGUUUUCUUACAACCCGUGUUCAACAAGUGAAGAAACAAAUUCAUCAACCACAUCUAAAAACAACACAAAUACAGUCACUGAAAAUAAACCUGGAGAUAAUGUGCCUUUAAACUCCUCUAUCUUGACUCCCAAAAAAUCUGAAAACGCAGAAGUGAAGUGGAUCCACAACAGCACAGUCUGGUGCAGGCUCAUUAUUGUGGUUGUGAGUUUGGCAGCACUCAUAACAGUUGUUGUGAUCAUCAACAUACUGACAAAAGCUGCAUAAUGAGGAAGAUGAUGGAGUAGCAAAGCAUGAAAAUGCCCAGCCUUCUGAUGAGAUCUGAACAACAUCAGCGUGCUAUAUAUUUGCGCAAGUAAAGAACCUUUAAAACAGAAACUGAUUUUCACUCUGUGUAAAUUUGGGCAGCAUUUAAGUCUGUAAUCUUAUUUUACUAAAUAUAUUUUCUUGUAUUAGUUGUUGAAACAUUUCUCUUAUGGUCAAGAGAAGAACAAGAAGAAAAAACAAAACAAAAACUACUGCUGUGGUGGCUGAGGUACUUUUAUUACUUGAUCUGGAAAAGUAAUAAAAUGCCACUAUUUAAGCAGACAAGAGGCAUUUAUAGGCCUUCAUACCCUGAAUGGGUAAACUGUCUUAAAGCCUAUUUCAAGGAGGCCCAGUGGAUCUUUUAGGCCAGCAGCCUGGCCUUUAGCUGUGUACUUUUUUUUUUUUUUUGCCUCUGUAGCACUCUCAAGCACAACCUAGUUCUUCAAAAAGCAGUUGUACAGAAUAUGUAUUCAUAUUCUCUAAAGCAGUUGUACAGAGAAAAUUAUCUGUGCAAGGACAAAUGUCAGAAUGGAGAUGGUCUGCAGAAUGUAUAUGUGCUCACGUGUCUUAAACUUGACAUCAAACAUAUAAAAUAUUUGUUAUAUUUUUACAUUUUAUAUUUUAUGCUUUACAUCUAUUUCCUGAAACACUCCUGUAACCACUUCGACAUAUAAAGGUUAAUAUAAUUUAGUCCUGAGUUGAGGAAUUUUUCAGCAGCAAAAACUCAUUUUUAUGACUGUGUAAGAAAGAAGUGUCUGUGAAGG